CCUCUAUGUGACUGCGCUCACAGGGAAAAAAAACCUCUUAUGUGACUGUCAAAAUUAAGAAUCCUCAAUAAAUCUCAAAGAAAAAAAUGGAAGACAGCGCAGAGUUGGAGUCGAUCCUGCCCUAUCUACCGUUAGUAAUUGGAUCUUCGAGGCGACUGUUAUGGCCAUCGAAAGUGGUUGAGGCUCUGGAGGCGAUGUCCAGAGGUCCUGAUCACAGCCGAGUCAACUGUGGCGAAGUCCUCUACAUCGCCAUUUCCGACAUGAGAGCUUCUCUUUCCCUCGCUGACCCUCUCUCUCUCUCUGCCCCCCUAGGCUAUGCCCUCUUCUUUGAUGAGCUCAUGUCCGAGGCCGACUCCAGAAAAUGGUUUGCGGAGGAUAUUCCAAAAUUAGCCAAUCUGCUAUUGCGGUUGCCUUCCCUUUUAGAGGUUCACUAUCAGAACUCGCGGGCUUAUGGAUACGGUCUCCGCAUCUUGGGUCCGCAGCAACCUGGCAUGGUGCUUCUCUCCCAGGAGUUGAUUGGCGCUCUACUUGCAUGCUCUUUAUUUUGUUUGUUUCCAAUCUCUAAUAGAGGAGUCUCUAUGACAGUUACAGUGAGAGCCAAGAAAACAAAGUGAGGUGCAUUAUCUGCUAUUUCCAAAGGAUAUGUUACAGGAUCUGUCUCAUUUGAGCGCAAGCUUCUCUCUUUAGAAUAUCAUCCUUGGCAAUCAUUCCUCUCUUCUCCGUAUGCUGAUUUUUGGACCAAAUCAACUAUCCCCCUCUGCCGUUUUCAGGUCCACAGCUCAGGCUUGAUAGAAGAUCACGCUAUUGAGGCUCUUGAAGUGGAUUUUGCUAAUAAAUAUCUUGGUGGUGGUGCUCUACAUAGGGGCUGUGUGCAGGUAAUCUACAGACUUGGGCGGAUCGGUGCAAUAGAAUCUCACGGUGACAACGAGUUCGUGAAUUAUUUUAAAUAAUGGUUUUUACUUAAUUUAAAGAUUAUUUUCUGAGAGUUUUGUAAUUAUUGGACUCCCUGGACUGUUUGAUUUUUAUUUUGGUUUUGGAUAAAUUUUAAUUUUUAUUGCGACGUUAGACUAAAA
Messenger RNA from Gossypium raimondii (Peruvian cotton), 1073 nucleotides. RefSeq names its product poly(ADP-ribose) glycohydrolase 1. Bases 87 to 614 code for a protein of 175 amino acids. The record is from RefSeq and is a predicted model, not a curated record. Gene Ontology annotation, cellular component: nucleus; cytoplasm. Gene Ontology annotation, biological process: regulation of DNA repair; nucleotide-sugar metabolic process; ATP generation from poly-ADP-D-ribose. NCBI's taxonomy places the organism in Eukaryota, Viridiplantae, Streptophyta, Magnoliopsida, Malvales, Malvaceae. The transcript is spliced from 6 exons. Gene Ontology annotation, molecular function: poly(ADP-ribose) glycohydrolase activity.